AUGGCUGAUAUUGUCAGUCGAUUCGGGCCUCGAGUCGAGGGGACCUGUGACUGGAUCACCAAACACGGCAAGUAUCAGUCCUGGCUCCAGGCACCAUGUUCAAGCCUCCUUUGGAUUUGUGGCGGGCCUGCGACGGGGAAGACAUAUCUCUCGGUCUUUCUUGUCGGUGAGUUGGAAAAGACCGUCAAGGGUGGCGUGCCGAAUCCACAUGAUAAUGAACUGCUUGCGUACUUUUUUUGCAGUCAAGAGGAUCAAAAGCGAAAUACCCCUGGAGGGUUGCUCCGGGGACUGAUAUAUCUCCUGCUUCAGGUGAAACCCGAUUUGAUUGACUGCAUGUUGGAGGAUUUCAGCCGCCUCAAAAGCCAUAACAGUCUCUUUGAUCCGUCCAACAAAGAGGCUUUGUGGAGAAAUUUUGAACAGAUGCUCCUCCAGUCCGGACUUGACAAGAUCUAUUUCGUCUUGGACGCCCUUGACGAAUGUGCGGGAGAUUCUCUGCAAUGGCUUCUUCAGAAGCUGACAAGCCUUGUGUCUCCGAAUAUGCCAACUCAGAGGCCGAUCCUUAGAAUGGUCAUCGCCGCCCGCCCGGUUCCGGAUGUCCGCAAAUAUCUUUACAAGUUUCCCAAAAUCACUGCUGGACAAGACGAUCACUUGAGCCACGACCUCCGGCUGUUCGUCUCAUCCAAAAUUGAAGAUCUUGCAGAGAAACAAAGCGCCAUGGAGGAGGAAAAUAAGAGAGCAAUCGUCAAGGAGAAGUGGCUCGCGGCGACAAAACCACUGAGGAUGUUUGCAACCGAAACAUUUUUGUGGGUCAGUUUCGUUAUCAGGGAUCUGGAGCAGUGCUAUCUUCCUGAAGUUGAAGAAAAGCUACGCACCCUGCCUCACGGUCUCGAUGGAUAUUAUGAGCGGAUGUUGCACCAGAUCUCACAGCAGGGACAACAUCAGGAAAUCAUCGCUAGGGUCAUCCGCUGGGUUGCAAUGGCUGUGCGCCCGUUGACUCUCGUGGAGCUGAGCAUUGCGACAGACAUCCUUCCCACUGAGUCUCACAGCCAAAAGCAGGAGAUGAUGGAAUCCUACGUAAAUCGUUGCGGUUAUUUUCUCAAGGUCAAUCACGGCACUGUCAGUCUUAUCCAUCAAUCGGCGCGGGACUACUUGACGCGCAUUCAUCGAGACCAGGGGGCGCCUCGCUUCAGUUUGUUUCGAAUUGAUGAAGCCGAGGCGCACCUCCAAAUAGCGCAAACCUGUCUGAAGUAUAUCCAAGGUGGCUUCAGAGGUGUCAACCCCUUUGCAGGCGGCCGCACGAUCAUCAAUCUCGGCCGCAGCCAGCCCAAUUUGGAGUCUCCAGAGGUACAAGCAUUUCCUCUUCUCCAAUAUGCCGCCCUUAACUGGGCAGAACACGCUCGAUGCUCGUCACGGGAAGCGGCUAUUUUUGAUCUCUCAGAACCUUUUUUCCAGGCGAAAUCGCCCGUCCGCCAGACCUGGCUGCAUAGCUAUUGGCGCACCACCAUGCCGGACUGGCCGCCGCCUGACGAAUCUUUCGGCUUAAUUCACAUGUCCUCAUUCUUCGGUCUGAAGGCGAUGAUGGAGGCUCUUCUCGCCAGAGAGAAUCCAUUGAAGCGGAUAUUUUCCAGCACGGUGAACCAGAAGUCCGACUUGGACAUGAUGCCUCUCCACUGGGCCGUUCGGAAUGGGCACGAGAGCGUUGCGAAGCUUCUCGUGGAUCAUGGCGCCGACAUCGACGCCAAAGGGUAUGGGUUGACCCCAUUGAUCUGGGCAGUUCGCAACGGAAGGGAAAGCAUCGCUAAAAUGCUUCUUGAUCACAACGCUGAGAUCAAUGAAAAGGGUUACGGCAUGACAGCGCUCCACUGGGCAGCCAGGGAAGGACGAGAAAGCUUCGUUCGUCUUCUCCUGGACCGGGGAGCCGACAGCUCCGUCAGAACCACAUCGCACACAAUCGGAGAUACCUCCGGAGAGGUGGCAAUUUCAAACGCCGUAAAUAGAGAAUUUCCUUGGGCGACUGUUGACGAAGCUAAUGCGUUCUCGCUCCAGGCGCAGGCGGAGGAUCGUAUCAUUUCAGAGAAAAGAGAUAUCAAAAUUUCUGUUAUUGUGGGAGCCUUUACAGUUGCCAACAUCUCUUCUCUCUCUGUGAUGUACAUUCACGAUAGGUUCAGCAUUCCUUGGGCUCCUCCAUCAAGAGCACUGCUAUUGACCUUGAUUACAACAACACUUGGAGGACUCGCUCUGGGUACAGCAAUCGCUGGCACGGGGUUUCUUCUGGGCUCUUUGUUGCUCCAAGGUUAUUUUGCCCUUACGAUGAGUCUUGGCUCAUGGUAUUGCGGUGCAUUCAGAAUCCCAUUUUCCCUAGCUGCGCGCCCUACGACAUGUGGGAAUUUCUACUUCCGCGUCAUCGUGGACAGCCUUUGGGUGUUGGUCUGUGUCGCCAUGUGCGUCGGCGCUGCGUGCCUUUCAGGUGAAAAAGUGUGGGUUGGCAAAUACCAAUGGGCGUGGUAUCCCUUCGUUGCAUUAUGGUGGAUAGGUCUUGUGGCCUGCGUAAUGAGACGAUCAGCUCCUCUCGCUCUUUAUUGGGGCUUUGUCGGGUUUACCGUAAUGAGUUGGGGCAUAGCAACCACUGCGGCUCUGAGUAAGGAUCCGCCGUUAGGCAAGACCGCAGCCCAGAUGGCCUUGUUGGGAGGGUUUGUGGAGCUUGCGCAGCUACUUGAAGAAUCCGAGAAGGGAUCUACCGCCCUGAAGGCUGCUGAAACAAGCAACGAUCCCGUCUCUUGUGACGAUAGGGGGCCGACUCAAUAA
Messenger RNA from Fonsecaea erecta, 2805 nucleotides. RefSeq lists its product as hypothetical. Gene Ontology annotation, molecular function: protein binding. The transcript has a single exon. NCBI's taxonomy places the organism in Eukaryota, Fungi, Ascomycota, Eurotiomycetes, Chaetothyriales, Herpotrichiellaceae. The record is from RefSeq and is a predicted model, not a curated record. The coding region runs from base 1 to 2805 and encodes 934 amino acids.